Molecule: messenger RNA, 543 nt
Organism: Nicrophorus vespilloides
Lineage: Eukaryota; Metazoa; Arthropoda; Insecta; Coleoptera; Silphidae
Exons: 3
Coding region: 1-543 (180 amino acids)
Source: RefSeq, a predicted model, not a curated record
AUGAUACUUUCAGCUUGCAUGUCUUUAUCUUCAAAAUUGGUUGGAGAAGAUUCUUCAUUGGGUUCACCAAUGGACGUCGAAGAUGCUGAUAAGGAUAUUCAAGGAAGAUUGGCGAACGUCUUGAAACACUUCAUAGGCUUUUUAAUCUUCUCUGUGGGACCAUUCGUAUCGUACACAGUACUUGGAAUCAUGUGCGCCGCCUUUCACAUCUUCAUUUCGAUGCCGAAAUCUCCGUAUUAUUUGAUGCAAGUCGAGAGAAGCGAGGAUGCGAGGAAUGCCUUGAUCAAAUUCCAACCCGCAGGAGUGGAUGAUAAAACCUUAGAUCAAAGGUUAGAUGAGAUUGCCAAUUCGUAUCAUCCAGCAUCAUUAUAUCCGCUCAAUAUUCGACCUGGCGCAAUCGUUUCCGCUAUGAUUAUAGAUCGCUUGGGAAGGAAGCCGGUCCUGCUGAUAUCUUAUGGAUUAUGUGGUUUAGCUUUGCUUUCUAAAGGCAUUUACUUCUACCUGCAGGAUUUCGCUCAUGCUAACGACGACACCAUAUCCUAG